This is a messenger RNA of Bipolaris victoriae FI3, 348 nucleotides long. RefSeq lists its product as hypothetical. The annotation marks the transcript as partial. Lineage: Eukaryota; Fungi; Ascomycota; Dothideomycetes; Pleosporales; Pleosporaceae. The record is from RefSeq and is a predicted model, not a curated record. The transcript has a single exon.
CCUCGAUGGACAGGAACCGUGAAGACAGUGUUAAUAUCCAAGGCCAGGGCGACAAAAAGCCUCAGGCAAAGUCAUGCAGGGCCUGAACCGAGGCAGGAUUGUUGCAUUCGAGAGUUUGGUAGCAUCAGCGAUAGCCAAUGGUAUGGUAUGUCAUCGAGCUUGCACGGGCUUGGCAUUGACAUGUUCGCAGAAACCCUGUCUUGCCCGCUACCUCAGGCCCCAGGAAAAUAUUUCCGGUCACGCGAUUCUCCGGGACUUUUGCCUGCACCACUCCGAAACCAUAAAAUCAUGGCAAUGGGAAGCCCGCCCAGUUCCCUUUUUGGUGGAGGCGGUCCCUGGUGCCUGUAG